AUGAAAUAUUUUAUUCUUAUGCUAAUAGUUUUUACUGCAUUUAGUGCAACCAUCGCUGACGAUGAAACAGAUGAAGCAGAAAAAGAGCCGGAAGAAAAAAAUGAAAAAACUGAGACCGAAGAUCGCAAAGAACGAAGUGUGCUAACAAAUUAUGAUCCAGCGAUAAUGGCACCAGAAAUGAACGCCGAUGCUGGUUUACUCUUUCGACGUAAAAUACGAUCGGAAGAAGGAUGUUGCUGUUGUUGA
Brugia malayi is the source of this 246-nucleotide messenger RNA. RefSeq lists its product as uncharacterized. The record is from RefSeq and is a predicted model, not a curated record. Lineage: Eukaryota; Metazoa; Nematoda; Chromadorea; Rhabditida; Onchocercidae. Bases 1 to 246 code for a protein of 81 amino acids. The transcript is spliced from 3 exons.